Molecule: messenger RNA, 651 nt
Organism: Penicillium odoratum
Lineage: Eukaryota; Fungi; Ascomycota; Eurotiomycetes; Eurotiales; Aspergillaceae
Product: flavin-linked sulfhydryl oxidase
Exons: 2
Coding region: 1-651 (216 amino acids)
Cellular component (GO): mitochondrion
Molecular function (GO): flavin-dependent sulfhydryl oxidase activity; flavin adenine dinucleotide binding
Source: RefSeq, a predicted model, not a curated record
AUGGCAGAGGUUUCUCCAGAGCAGCUAGCUUCCCUCAGAGGGCAGGCUCAUCUAUUCAACCAACAAGCCCCAUCACCCUCCAAGCAAUCGCAAGACAGCGAAUCCGCCCUACCAAAAGGCGUCGUCCUAGACAAAGAUGGGAAACCCUGCCGAACCUGUACAUCCGUCUCCUCAUGGCGCGCCUUGACAAAACAAGCCAAAGCCGACUCUUCAACCUCAAGCGCAAGCGCAAACGCAAGCAAAACCUCCACAGCCCCCCUCGCCGUCCCAGCUUCGUCAUCUGAACCACCGAUACCUUCAGACUGCCCACCUGACGUCGAAGAACUCGGGCGGUCAACCUGGACCCUCCUGCACACGAUGGCAGCGACGUACCCCGAAAAAGCAGAUACGCAGCAACAAAGCGACAUGCAGGGAUUCCUGAAGUUGUUUUCGCGACUGUAUCCGUGCUGGGUUUGCGCGGAUGACUUCAAGACGUGGAUGGCGCAUCCGAGUGGACGCAAUCAGCCGAAGCUGGGUGGGCGUGCGGAGUUUGGGUGGUGGAUGUGUGAGGCGCAUAAUGAGGUGAAUCGCAAGCUGGGAAAGAAGGAGUUUAAUUGUAACUUCUGGGAGGAACGGUGGAAGACUGGGUGGAAGGAUGGGAGGUGUGAUUAG